Messenger RNA from Hyaena hyaena (striped hyena), 743 nucleotides. It is a transcript of the gene MED28, whose product is annotated as mediator complex subunit 28. The transcript is spliced from 4 exons. Bases 16 to 543 code for a protein of 175 amino acids. Gene Ontology annotation, cellular component: mediator complex. The record is from RefSeq and is a predicted model, not a curated record. NCBI's taxonomy places the organism in Eukaryota, Metazoa, Chordata, Mammalia, Carnivora, Hyaenidae.
UCCACCAUUUGAGACAUGGCGGCUCCGCUGGGAGGUAUGUUCUCCGGGCAGCCGCCUGGACAUCCCGGGGACUCUAGGGGCCAGGCUUCGCUUCUUCAGGCCGCGCCAGGCCCUCCGAGAACUUCUAACAGUACGUUGGUGGACGAGUUGGAGUCCUCUUUUGAGGCUUGCUUUGCUUCUCUUGUAAGUCAGGACUAUGUCAAUGGCACGGAUCAGGAAGAAAUUAGAACUGGUGUUGAUCAGUGUAUCCAGAAAUUUCUGGAUAUUGCGAGACAGACAGAAUGUUUCUUCCUACAAAAAAGAAUGCAGUUAUCUGUCCAGAAACCAGAGCAAGUUAUCAAAGAGGAUGUCUCAGAACUAAGGAAUGAACUACAGCGGAAAGAUGCUCUGGUCCAGAAGCACUUGACAAAACUGAGGCACUGGCAGCAAGUGCUGGAAGACAUCAACGUGCAGCACAAAAAGCCCACCGACAUCCCUCAGGGCUCCUUGGCCUACCUGGAGCAGGCAUCCGCGAACAUCCCUGCACCCAUGAAGCAAAGCUGAGUCCAGGCGGGCCUGAAGGGGAGCCGGGGUGUGAGUCAGCUGAGACCCAGCUGUGACGAGCAUCCCUUCCUGUGGAAGUGACAUUUUGGAAGAACUCUUUGCCAAAGAAUGAGAUGAUUUUUGUUUGAUGGUCUCACCUAAAAUUUCCCCCUAUUUUUAUAAAUGUUUUUUCUUGAGUACUUUAUAAAAUGGCUUUGGUA